This is a messenger RNA of Zasmidium cellare ATCC 36951, 744 nucleotides long. RefSeq lists its product as uncharacterized. The transcript has a single exon. Bases 1 to 744 code for a protein of 247 amino acids. NCBI's taxonomy places the organism in Eukaryota, Fungi, Ascomycota, Dothideomycetes, Mycosphaerellales, Mycosphaerellaceae. Gene Ontology annotation, molecular function: 3-demethoxyubiquinol 3-hydroxylase activity. The record is from RefSeq and is a predicted model, not a curated record. Gene Ontology annotation, biological process: ubiquinone biosynthetic process. Gene Ontology annotation, cellular component: mitochondrial inner membrane.
AUGGCCCGAAUAGCACCAUCUUUGCCAUUGAAGGCAAGAAGCAGCCCACUAGCCUUCCAACUCAGAGCUCGAAACCUCCCACAACGAACAUUUGCCUCGACAGGCAUUCGACGAGAUCAGGAUGAGCGAGAACCAGAAUCACUCAACUCUACACGCCCGGCCCGAGAGAAUCCUUUAAGCAGAGCACAAAAACAAUUUCUCGACUCAGCGUUGCGGGUGAAUCAUGCUGGCGAGCUUGCGGCGACGUUGAUCUACACGGCCCAGACGCCUCCCAUAACCAAAGCCUAUCCUCACCUCAGACCACUGAUGAAGCACAUGUACGAUCAGGAGGCGGGCCAUUUCACAAGAUUCAACGAGUUGCUGGCGAAGCACCGCAUACGACCGACAGCCAUGUACCCCGUAUGGCAUGCUGCAGCAACGUUUCUUGGGUGGAGUACAGGGGCAUUGGGACGAGAGGCAGCGAUGGCAUGUACAGAAGCGGUUGAGACAGAGAUCGGAGAGCAUUACAACAACCAGGUACGGGAGCUGCUGUCUUGGUUCAAGGACAUGGAGGAAAGGGGGGAGGAGCCUGGCGAGGAACUGAGGGCGUUGGUUACAGAUAUCAGGAGGAUACGCGACGAGGAAUUGGAGCAUCUGGACCAUGCCGUGGAGAAUGAUGCGAAGGAGGCCAAUCCGUACGAGCUUUUGACUGGUGUCAUCCGGGCUGGUUGUCGAGGUGCGAUCUGGGUCAGCGAGCGGGUGUGA